Molecule: messenger RNA, 564 nt
Organism: Laccaria bicolor S238N-H82
Lineage: Eukaryota; Fungi; Basidiomycota; Agaricomycetes; Agaricales; Hydnangiaceae
Exons: 3
Coding region: 1-564 (187 amino acids)
Source: RefSeq, a predicted model, not a curated record
AUGGAUCAAAAUUCGGCUAUUGGUCGUUUCCUCACUCUCAUUGCUUUCGCAACGGGCGCAGGUGCCAACUACCUCGUUUUGACGGUAACUUCUUCCAGGAGCUCCUGCACCACCCGCAAAAAACGUCACUCCAGAUUCGCACCUCCCUUAUUCAUUUAUAUCCCUCCCGUCAAUGAUCCAGCUUCAACCGACCUUCCACAGAAGCUUCCAGCAGAAAAUACGCCUCAGAGUACUCCAGCGCCAAAGUACUCGCCAGCGCAGAACACUCCUUCUGUUCCAGUGACUGGUCCUGCACAGGGUGAUUCCGUUCCGAAAUCUCUCAAUGGUUCUUCGCCACCUGCCUAUGGCCCAUCUUCGAUCGCACCUCCCGUUCCUUCGGAUGAUGCAGCUCCAACUGGUCUUCCACAAGGCGGUUCUGUGCAAAACCCUCCUACAGGUUCACUAGCAGGACCCCCCUCAAGGCGCUCCUGCACCUCAGGAUCCCUCACCGUCGGUCUCCCCAUCACCCGCGCCAGUCAACGGUCCAACAAAAACCGGCCUGCCAAAAGACGAGCAGGUCCCUAA